AUGACAGCCGACCACAGUUUCUUCGAGCGACUGCCCUACACGCGGCCCAUGCCGCUUGGACUCCCCGUGGAUCACCAGGGGCCACCGCUGAGAGACGCGUUUGGACUGCCGUUUCAUUUCGACGCGAAGUACCUGGAUCCAUCAUACGGGCACCGGUACACCGGCCGCUUCUCUUACAUGCCUUUUCCCGGGACCCUGGGCGUGUAUGAUUACUCCUUCGAACCGGCGUUUAUUAGGAAACGGAACGAAAGGGAGAGACAGCGGGUCCGGUGCGUGAACGAGGGCUACGCGCGCCUCCGCGAGCAUCUUCCGCAGGAGUUUGAGGACAAAAGACUGAGCAAAGUCGAGACGCUGCGAGCGGCUAUAAACUACAUCAAACAUCUGCAAAGUCUGCUGGAUUGGGCUGCGGUUGAAGGCGCACCGGCGUCCCGGCCAAGUGUUCACCCAGAACCAGCGUCCCUCGCCGUGUAA
Messenger RNA from Megalops cyprinoides (Indo-Pacific tarpon), 471 nucleotides. Its product is annotated as achaete-scute homolog 5. Lineage: Eukaryota; Metazoa; Chordata; Actinopteri; Elopiformes; Megalopidae. The record is from RefSeq and is a predicted model, not a curated record. The transcript has 2 exons. Gene Ontology annotation, molecular function: DNA-binding transcription factor activity, RNA polymerase II-specific; protein dimerization activity; RNA polymerase II transcription regulatory region sequence-specific DNA binding. Bases 1 to 471 code for a protein of 156 amino acids. Gene Ontology annotation, biological process: regulation of transcription by RNA polymerase II; developmental process.